AAAGCCACGUGAUCCCGGCGACUACUUAAGAUGAAGCUUGUGGCGCGCUUCUGGCAGUGCGAGUUGUUCGAGUUCAGGCGUGUGUGUCGUUUCAUCAAAUAUACAAAACCCUAAACGAGCAUAGAGAUGAGUUCCAUCCGCAAAAUGAAAUCCUCUGACAAGAGCUCUGAGAACAUCAAGAGCUUCUUUCAAGCACCGGCCACUGGUUCUGGACCCACGAGGAGAACCCUCCAGGCACUGCAGCCCUCCGCUGUCCAUAAGAACGUCAAAAGAACCGUUGAGGCGGGUAAGGUGGUUCCCAAACGGAAGCUAUGGAACGCAGACCAGGUGAAGGGUUCCAAGAGGCUGAAGGCGGAGGUGGCGAUGAGGUCUGCAGACUCAGAGAAUGACAUCAUCCCAGAGGGGGUCUCCCAAGAGGCCUAUGAGCUCAUGAUCAAAGAAUCCCCUCCGUCGUCCUACUGGAAGGAAGUGGCUGAGGAGCGGCGUAAGGCCCUGUACGACGUCCUGCAGGAGAACGAGAAGUUGCAUAAAGCCAUCGAGUCCAAAGACGAGGAGAUCGCCCUGCUGAAGAGUGAGAACACGGAGCUGCAGGAGCUGGCCCAGCACGUGCAGCACAUGGCCGACAUGAUCGAGAGGUUAACGGGAAAGAGUCCAGAUAACUUGGAAGACCUGAGAGACCUUUCCUUUGAUGCUGAGGAAGAGGAUGGUGAAGAGGAAGACGACUGCGAGGAACUCGAGGAAGAUGAGGCACAAAGCGAGGACGAGGAAGAUGAGGCACAAAGCGAGGAAGAGCAAGAUGAGGCUGAAAGCGAGGACGAGGAAGAACAUUGUAGUUCUGAGCCAUCGUCUGCAGAGCCCAGCAGAAAGGAGUAGGACUGGACUAAGAGCUGGACGAGGACUGAUGUGGAUCAUACUGAGAACCAGAGGGCUGGACCAUCAUGAGCCCAGGACCCCCGAGAGGCCCGGAGGCCUCCGCUCGCAGUAAUACGUGCAAUUACCCAUGAUGCAUUGUUAAAAUGAGGCAUGGUGUUUUUUAUAAU
Clupea harengus (Atlantic herring) is the source of this 1040-nucleotide messenger RNA. Its product is annotated as geminin DNA replication inhibitor. The coding region runs from base 127 to 873 and encodes 248 amino acids. Gene Ontology annotation, biological process: negative regulation of cell cycle; negative regulation of DNA replication. Gene Ontology annotation, cellular component: nucleus. The transcript has 7 exons. NCBI's taxonomy places the organism in Eukaryota, Metazoa, Chordata, Actinopteri, Clupeiformes, Clupeidae. The record is from RefSeq and is a predicted model, not a curated record.